Molecule: messenger RNA, 1183 nt
Organism: Hymenoscyphus albidus
Lineage: Eukaryota; Fungi; Ascomycota; Leotiomycetes; Helotiales; Helotiaceae
Source: the annotation of a GenBank genome assembly
CAUCAACAGCACAAAAUACGCAACAUUUCCACCCUGCCACGUCUUCGCCAUACCAUUUAAGGUGCCCAAAGAGGAAGAGAGAGCAGAAUGUCGAAACUUUCGUCCCCGCUUAAGGCUCUUAUCUCGGCCCCCUUCGCCAAACCAAACACUCUCCCCACGAACCCCCAAGUUUUCUCAGUGUACCAACGAUUACGGCAAGAAGCAGAUGCAAAGAAAGUCGGAAGAUCAGCAUGGCUUACAUUAUCUGUAUUUUUCACUCCGCCUUUCCGUAAGGACGUUGUCUAAUUGGGAGGAAACAGACUGCUGCAACGAUGACGAUGAAUUCCCCCGCCUCGUUAGCGGAACUAUAUCGCCUCGCCACAAGCCCAUCAGCAGAAAGAGCGGAGGCAGUCAAAACCGCUGAAUUGAUGAGAGAAAUAGGAUUGAAGUGUAUUGGGUUUAAUGGGGUAUAUUAACUCUACCAAGAGUCUCAGCAAAAAUCUCAUUUUCCUCCAGGUUCCACGAACAAUCAAUUGUCUCGGUGCAUUUCGAGCUAGUCUCCCUCCAGAGGUUGUAGAUUCGUUAUCUACAAAGCCCACCAGGUUUGCCUUCCCUCUUCGGUUUAACGUUAUACCCACAGCUUGCUAAGGAACAUCUAGAAUUCCUAACCAGGAAAAUAUCAACAGCAUAAUUGCUCGUGGCGACAGUUUAUGGGAUUCUAUCUACCAUCCGUUCUCCACAAAACUUGUUGCAAAACUAGCAUCAUCUCACCCAGAUCUUCCAGUGCACAUCUUGAAUCAUGAAUACGGUGCUUUAUUCGCUGACCCCCCCUCGCUUCCUGCCGGUGCAAAGGUAGGUCGAGUAUUGACCUCGAUCGUGGCCGUUGCAUGCCUACGCUCUCAAACUGGGGUUGGUCCUCAAGUCAUUAGUCACGUUUUUGGUUUAAGGAAAGCGUAUGAGGAUGACAGUGCUCAAGCCGACGGGGAGUUUCCCGUAGAAGGCGGAGAAUGGCUAGCGAGCGACGAGGGAAACAUGUGGCUUUUGGAAAGUGUAGAUAGCAUAGUUGAGGCAUUGGGUAAGGGAGAAGGAAGUACAUUUGCUCCGGGAAUGAUAAAGUCAAAACUGUAAAUAUCCAGAUUUUAUGACAUAGAUGGAAAAGAAAUGCUUCGGUAUAGACAUAUACAGAAGAAUAGCUUUCGUACAA